CGUCUGAAGAGGUGAAAGGUGAAAUCCGUGCCGUGUUGUUUUUGUUGGUGCGUACUAAGGUCGCUGUGGAGUAAGGUCAGAAACAAGCUUCCUCAGCACUUUUCUUCUGCGGCGUAAGUAAACUUUAACUUCUCCUACACAAUUCUGUGAGAUAAAGGGUCAGUUAGGUUGAACAGCUAAUGUUUUACGGACGGUGUAUUAUGCAAGUUGCAUGUCAAACACCUGAAGAUGCUGAUCUGAAUUUCUGAUAACACACAUGAUUUUUGUGAAUAAUUACCUUAAGGGGAAAAAAUAAAUCACCUUAAGGGGGCAAAGAUCGUAAGAGCAUGCAGUGCAGAGCUGUUUUGUAAGCAGAUUUCUCGAAGACAGAAAGUGUUCAAAGGGCAGAUUCCAAGAUGUUUGGCAUCGAGUUUGCCCCGUUGAACAUUCCUAUGAAGCGCCGCCUGCAGACUGCCGCGGUACUGCAGUGGUGCCUGUGCUUCCUCCUGCUGGGGCACUCCUGCUGCAUCCUGGCUGUUGUCCUGCUCUUCACGCGAUGGUGGUGGUUCUCCGUCCUGUACAUCAGCUGGUGGAUCUUCUACGACCUGGACACGCCCCACCGCGGAGGGCGGCGCUGGCAGUUUGUCCGUAACUGGACCGUGUGGAGGUACAUGGCCGAAUACUUCCCCAUCGAACUGGUCAAGAGCGCUGACCUGGACCCGGAGAAGAACUACGUCUUCGGCUUCCACCCGCACGGAGUGAUGAGUGCGGGAGCUUUCGUGAACUUCAGCACAGAAGGGACCAACUUCUCCCAGAAGUUCCCGGGAAUCCGUCCACACCUGCUGAUCCUGACAGGAAUCUUCUGGAUGCCGUGGCACAGAGAUUACGUUAUGACCAGCGGAUGUUGUGCUGUGAGCCGUGAGUCAGUGGAAUGGAUUCUGACCAGACAAGGAACUGGCAAUGCUGCUAUCAUUGUUGUUGGUGGUGCCAAAGAAGCUCUGGAUGCCAUGCCUGGGAAGUGUACCUUGACUAUCAAGAGACGUAAAGGCUUUAUCAGGAUGGCUAUGAAACAUGGUGCUGAUUUGGUUCCAGUGUACUCCUUCGGUGAGAAUGAGGUGUACACCCAGCUGAACAACCCACCCGGGUCAUUCCUCAGAAAGUUCCAGACCAAACUGCAGAAGUUCACAGGGUUUGCCACCCCACUGUUCCAUGGGCGGGGUGUGUUCCAGUACACCUUUGGCAUUGUGCCAUACCGGAAACCCAUCCAUACCAUUGUUGGCACACCGAUCCCUGUUGAGAAGAACGAGAACCCUACCGAAGAGGAGGUUGAGGCCCUACAGAAGAAGUACAUGCACGAGCUGACUGUUCUCUUUGACAAGUACAAGGAUCUGUAUGACAUGGGAAACCAUGAGCUGGACUUCCAGUAACAGGCUUCCCUCAUGACUCAUUUAUAUCACUUAAACUGGCUAAUCUGUUGUGGUCGUUGUUAAUUUACCUUGCACCUCUAGGAUUGGGGGUUGCAGGUUAAACCUGUAUGUCAAACUUGAUAGUGAGUGAGUAAAGUAUACUGCAGUUACCGUACACGUUUGUUUACAAUUUUUUGCUGCAUGAUUUUCAUAGAGACUAUGACUAUCAACCAGAAUAACAUUUCUGUCACAAGACAGCUGAAUUUUGUAUAUCUCUUAAAUGACUGUCACAAAAAUAUCUUCAAUUUGCCAUUGUAAAACAUAUGUGACAGGGUCUAAGAAUAAAAAGAUUGAUAACCUGAGCCAUAUUAGGAAUAGUACUAGUGUGCUGUUAGCUUGCCUUGUCUUGGCCUCUGAGUUUGCCCAUACUUCAUAUACCUACUUCCACAAACACAUUUUAUACUGAGACAAUGGCAGGAUUUCACUACAUACUUAUAUACACUACCCACAUGAUUUGGAUGCAUGCUUUUCAAAUUUCACUACCCAAAUCUUUCUGUGCAUUUUAAAGUUUGCAAUUCUUUGUGAUAAACUCAAUGUUUGUGAUGAAAUAUAUAUAUUUUGAAAAAAAAUGCAGUGGUAUUGAUAGAGUACUAGUAUAUCUUUGACAGUAUAUUUUCUGUAAUCUGUGAUGCUGCUAGGAGUUCACUGUAAUCUUUGAAUUCUGUAAUUUAAAGUUCAUAGACCAAAAAUUUGCCUUUGGAGAAUGUUGAAGCCUCAGUGUGUGACUUAGUAAUGUAGGCAUUGGCUAAUAGACGUAGUGAUUGACCCAUGUGCUUUGUAAAUCUGACAGUAUUGGGUAGACUGUCAUUAGUGAUUUAUAUUUAAAAAUAACUCAUUACAUGAGAUUUAAAAAUGAACUACAUGUAUUAAGAAUGUCUUGUAUACCAUUGAAUGGUUUGACAGUGAGAAUUUUGUGACUUAUAGCUGAUGCUCUAUAUUGAUGUUAAAAUGUAUUAAACUGUCAUGAUAUUGUACAUGUAUGUGACCAGUAUUUGAAGACACAAAUUAAUGUUGCAGUCAGUUCAAAGUGCAAAAGGGACAAAAUGGUCUUUCACAUUGGUUGCCACAAUUGAUAAUAUAUUUCAGAAAAUGUAAGAAAAGAUUAUAUUGAAUUGUAUCCAUCAAUUUUAAAAAUGCUGUGACAAUAAAAAAAAAACUGUUUCUCUACAA
Molecule: messenger RNA, 2615 nt
Organism: Branchiostoma belcheri (Belcher's lancelet)
Lineage: Eukaryota; Metazoa; Chordata; Leptocardii; Amphioxiformes; Branchiostomatidae
Product: 2-acylglycerol O-acyltransferase 2-A-like
Exons: 6
Coding region: 396-1406 (336 amino acids)
Biological process (GO): triglyceride biosynthetic process
Cellular component (GO): endoplasmic reticulum membrane
Molecular function (GO): diacylglycerol O-acyltransferase activity
Source: RefSeq, a predicted model, not a curated record